Molecule: messenger RNA, 1059 nt
Organism: Entrophospora candida
Lineage: Eukaryota; Fungi; Glomeromycota; Glomeromycetes; Entrophosporales; Entrophosporaceae
Source: the annotation of a GenBank genome assembly
AUGCAAUUUGCUUCAUUUGCAGGAUUAGGUGGGCUAAACUUCAUUUUAUCAUGGGGAGGAAGUGUGGGUGCAGAUUUGAUCAAGAAGUAUCUAGAAAAUGAUUUGAUUGUUAGAAUUCAAAAAGAAUCAUCAUCACCACCAUCACCAACAAUUGAUCCAAAUAGACAUGAAGAUUUAGGAGAUCAACAAAAUGAUGAAAUAACAGUAACUGUAAUUCCUCAAAAUAAAAAUAAAAAUGACAAUAAACCCUUCAUAUUCAAACCUCCAAAGUCAUUAUUGAUCUACCUUUUGGCAUUAUUUAUGAUUAUUACAUAUGGAUCAAUAAAACUUUCAACUUCUUGCAUACCAUUUUAUCAACAAAAUAUUGAAAAAUUUACACCAUCUAAAUUAACCAAGGUUGGGUGUGUCAUCAAAGGAAAUGACAUUUUUGAUGAUAAUCAAUAUUACAUUGACAGAACCAUAGAAUUAGCAAGCAAUAAUAAUGAAUUGAUUUUGUGGUCAGAGGCAGCAGGGCUUGUAACAAAACAGGAAGAAUUGGAUAAUUUGAUUGUGAUAAUGAAAAAUAUUUCAGUUUCUUACAGCACUACUAUUGGGUUUACAUUUCUUGAUGAAAUAAUAAAAGACAGAUCUUAUAAUAGGCUGAUUGUUAUAACACCAAGUGGAGAGGUGGCAAUUGAUUAUAGGAAAUCUCAUUUGGUACCAAUUUCAGAGUCGACACUUACAAGAGGAGAAAAUCAAUUGCAAACUUUUGAAUCAGAUAAUUUUGGAGUGGUAGGAGCAGCUAUUUGUUUUGAUUAUAAUUUUCCUAGCCUAAUUGGUCAGGCAUCAACAAAAAAUGUUGAUUUUAUGUUGGAUUCUAGGCCAUCAGGAAUUUAUCAUCCUCGUAUAAAUGUUAUUAGAACAAUUGAAAAUGGAUUUACCAUGAUGAGAUGUGACAGAUAUGGAAUAUCAGGUGUUUGGGAUUCCAAUGGACAAACUUAUAAUGCAGUACCAACAUUAAGUAAUUUAACAAUAUCAUUUGAUUUUCCAAUCAAAAAACGCACCAAAACUGUUUAUGGG